AUGGCAGGUAACGUUUUUAAAUUACUCUCGGAGUUGGCAGCUAGGGAUGCCCCACAAGUCAUCUAUUCAUAUAAGUUGCGUCCCUUAUAUCGUGCAGGUGCGUUAUCAUUAUCGACUGUUCUAGUCGUGUACAGUCUUUCAUUCGCAGAUGUUUCUAAGUUAAGUGCCUCUUUACAAUACAAGAUUGCUGACGGUGAAGAAAAGAAAGAUGCAUUAUUUCUAAUGAAGGCAUAUGGUCCUAUAGGGAUGGCAUUAAUCCCAUUAAGCAUAUCACUUGGUUCAUUAUUUGUACUAUCAAGGACCGUGACAAGGGUUAAAUAUAUCCCACAAGUGCAGCAAAUACCUAAAUGUGAAAUUACGCGUACUUCUGCUCUUCUCGGUCGUGAGAUUACUGUGACUAGACCUAUGAGUGAUAUAGUUAGAAGCUCUAAUGUCCGUAUAUAUACCGGGAAGGGUCCCCAGGGGAUUGAUGAUAAGGCAAGUUUUUCAUUUUACUUGAAAGAUCUAAGCCCCACUUUAAAGACACCCUUGAAUAGAUUAUAUAUUCUUCCUAGAUCUGGUACUGUUUGGAAAUCUGACGGUAGAGUAUUAUCUGCUUUAUUUGGCGGUAACGGUAAGGAUCAAAACAUCUUAUCUAACGAUGUAGAUGAAACUAACCAGUCAGGGGGUAACAAGUCUAGAAUGGAAGAAACUAUUAAUGCAACACAGAAAAAUAUUAUUGUCCAGGAAAUGAUGAAAUUAAAUGCUAAUAACAAGGUUAAGUUCCACAAUAAAAAUAAAAAAGACAUACAGACGAAUCUGAUAAAGAAUAUUGUAAAUAACACCCAAACUAAAUCGAACAAUAAGUAA
This is a messenger RNA of Maudiozyma saulgeensis, 849 nucleotides long. The record is from the annotation of a GenBank genome assembly. Lineage: Eukaryota; Fungi; Ascomycota; Saccharomycetes; Saccharomycetales; Saccharomycetaceae.